Molecule: messenger RNA, 747 nt
Organism: Xenia sp. Carnegie-2017
Lineage: Eukaryota; Metazoa; Cnidaria; Anthozoa; Malacalcyonacea; Xeniidae
Exons: 3
Coding region: 361-747 (128 amino acids)
Source: RefSeq, a predicted model, not a curated record
GUUUGUGACGUCAUUUAAGGAACGUAUGAAUGCGCUGCAUACAAAACAACGCAGUGUGAAAUAACAGUUCUUUAUAUAUUGCUUUGAAAUUAAUAUAAAAAUUGUACGAAACAUGUCGACAUCCGAUUCUGAGUCGAGUACAGCAACAACAGCGGAAAAUAUUUAAUUGAACAGUCGGGAAUUCGAUUUCGAAGACGAAGAUCAAUCGUCAUUAAAUGCGCUCCGAAACACCGAUGGCGAUUUUGAGUACGGCCAAGCUGCAGCGUAUGAAAACGAACCACUUGCUGAUGAUGAGUGGUUAGAAACUAUAAUAAAGAGACAGAAGAACAAAGACGCCAAACAGAAGAGCUCGAACGCAGAAUGCAAAAUGAAGUUCCUCUUGAUUCUUGGUGCAAUUGUGGUAAGUGCCGUGUUCCUCUCUUGGUUAAUCUAAAAGAAUGUAGAUGUUGCCACGAAAUUAUCAAUUGCAUGAUUGAAAUGCAAGAUCAUAUGGUGGUAUCCGAAUUAGUAAGGCAGCCAAAAUGCAUAACAGAGCAUCCAGGAUUUGAUGCCAUUUGCCUCAAUCGAUGGGCAUUAAAUUCAGCUGCCAAUCUUUACCAAAGACGAGAUGGAGUUAGAUAUUGUAAAGGAUUCUUGGAGCAAAGGUUUUUUCGAGUUGUUGCAUAUAGGCAAUUUACAAGAAUGGUACAUGGCAUUCUUCGAGACAAAAGAAUUCCACUUCCAGCUUGUGCUUACCAUGUCAUUUGA